Poeciliopsis prolifica (blackstripe livebearer) is the source of this 3166-nucleotide messenger RNA. It is a transcript of the gene eri2, whose product is annotated as ERI1 exoribonuclease family member 2. Gene Ontology annotation, molecular function: 3'-5'-RNA exonuclease activity; nucleic acid binding; zinc ion binding. The transcript has 9 exons. The coding region runs from base 109 to 2292 and encodes 727 amino acids. Lineage: Eukaryota; Metazoa; Chordata; Actinopteri; Cyprinodontiformes; Poeciliidae. The record is from RefSeq and is a predicted model, not a curated record. Gene Ontology annotation, biological process: exonucleolytic trimming to generate mature 3'-end of 5.8S rRNA from tricistronic rRNA transcript (SSU-rRNA, 5.8S rRNA, LSU-rRNA).
UCCUGCAGCUCUGCGUUUGACCUCGCUGCCUUACAGAACAAACGAAUCGAGCUCCGAAUUAUUAAUUAAUGUUUGAAAAAACAGCGGCAAUUUUUGAGUUUUCAGGUUAUGCAGCAAAAAAUCUCUAUUUACGUUGCGAUAAUAAUAUUUGGGACGGAUUUGCAUCAAACGACGGAUAUGGCUACAAGAAAACUAGCAAAGAGAUUAGGAUUACUGAGGCAGCGAAGUCAAUCUGCCUCUGGUUUGAAGAAAUCAGUGAUAUCCAAUCAGAUAUUUUCAUACUUGAUUGUGAUCGACUUUGAGUCUACUUGUUGGAGAGAGAAAAAUAACUACGGUCAGGAAAUCAUUGAAUUCCCUGCUGUCCUGCUGAACACAUCCUCAGGGGAGGUCGAGUCUGAGUUUCAUACGUACGUUCAGCCUCAGGAGCAUCCUGUUCUCUCGGAGUUCUGCACUGAGCUUACUGGAAUCACACAGGUGCAAGUAGAAGCCGGUGUCCCCCUUCAGAUUUGCCUCUCUCGGUUCAACCGCUGGGUGCAGAACCUGCAGCUGGAGAAAGGGGUGAUGUUUCCCAAAAAGCAGCAGACAUGUUCUGCCUCUGAUGCGUCCCAGAAACUGUGCACUUUCCUCACCUGGUCAGACUGGGAUCUUGCCGUUUGUUUGCAGUAUGAGUGCAAACGCAAACAGCUUUAUAAACCAGAUGUUCUCUGCAGCUGGAUAGACCUGAGAAGCACAUACAGGCUCUUUUACAGCCGGAAACCCAAAGGCCUCAAUGGAGCACUUCAAGAUUUGGGGAUUCAGUUUUCUGGGAGAGAACAUUCCGGGUUAGAUGAUGCUCGAAAUACAGCUCGGCUGGCCGUCAGAAUGAUGAGAGAUGGAUGUGUGCUAAAGAUCACCCGGAACCUGGAGAGGACUCCAUCAAUGGCCAAAUUCCUUUUCAAUAAAAAUGUCCCUCCUUCAGGAAGAAUGCAAGAAAAACAGGAUGAUGCCAGGAAAAAGGCAAAUUUCCUUAACAGCAGCAAGAGCUCAUCAUCGUUCAAUAUUUCACUGAAAGCUCGUCAAAAACAUCCUCUUCAUGAGGAGCCUCCGAGUUCAAGCUCGGGUCAAACGUGUCACAGCCUAAUAUCACCAAAAACAUUGUUGAACAUAACAACAGCACCUUUAAAGGGACAAACUGACAAGUUGGCGACAGCACAUGUUGUUCCUCGUCUUCUUUUGUCCACAGUUCCGUCAAACUGUAGCUCACCACACGGUAAUGGAAGCAGCAGCCAUGUUCUGUUCUCCACCACGGUUGGCUGCAUUUCCUCUCUACGUCAUCAAAACGUCGUCAAAACAUCUCCUGCGGACGAAGAGGAGCGAGACCUUCUGGUGGAAACGGAUGAGCGGUGCAGUUCUUACGAUGACGUGGUGUUGGUAUCCGAUCAGACUGAAACGGAUGCAGUCUCUGGUGGAACGGUUGGUUACGUUUCAGAUUACGACGGCAGAUGUCAGGAGUGGGACGGACUGGAUCAUUCACUCGAAGCACCCCUCGUUUCACAACACGAGAGAACAGAAAACUCAGAAGUACUGAAUAAUGCACGAGAUUCAUUGAUGGUGGGAAAAUCUGUAAAUUCAAAUGCUGAAGUCUUUAAUCACGCAAGUGAAGAACCGCACCAAUCAACAAGCAGACAGAUGGAGAAAUGUUUUGCUGUGCCGAAAGUUGUUAAUUGGAGCAAACUGAAUGGACAUUUAAGGUUAGAUACGCGUCAUAAAAAUAAUCAACACAACAGGGUCUCUCCAGUUCUACCCAACCCCUUUCUGCCUGAAAACACUUCCACUCCAAAUCCAUCCACCAUGAGACCCAAACCAACCACAGCGAAACACAGAGAACCUCUGAAAUCUUCAUUUACUAUUUAUACUGAUCCAAAAACUCCUCAUCCGUCUACGUCUAGCUCUUUGCAUCCACCCAGAAACAUCCUGUCCUCUUUGCCAACAAACCUGCUCUCCUCCUGUGCCAAAGGACUCAGUGGGGCUCUCUCAGCAAAUGGGUCAAGGGUCACCUCCCCUCUGUGCACCUGUGGUCGCCGUGCGAGGCGGCAGGUUGUGUCAAACGGCGGUCCGAAUCACGGCCGGGGGUUCUACUGCUGCCCGGUUCGCCGCUCGGGGGCCAAAGAGAGAGGCUGCGGGUUCUUUAAAUGGGAGUCUGCGCUCAUGAAGAGCAGCUCAGUGGCUCCCCCUGCUGCUGGGUCUUCUGUAUCACUUUGUCAGGUCAACUCUGCACUUCCAUACAGGCGGCCGCAGAGAAAAAGUUGCUGAACGACUGGAGGAGCAGCUGUGCAUGCUCUUUGUCACUGAGCCACUAGUAUUUACCAGCCUAAAGAUGAGGACUUCUGAGUUACAAAAGAAAAAAAAUCUUGCCGACAGAAGCAAUAGGGCUGCACAAUAUUUGAGAAACAUGUAACUAAUAAUUUUUGAUAAAAAAUUUUUAUUGUUGGAUUUUACCCUCACUUUGGGAUUUUUCUUUUUUUGAUGACCAGUGAGUUGCAACAGUUCUGUAGUUAACAUUCACAGUGCUUUGUCAGAAGUGUCUUAGAUCACCAAACACAUUUCAAUAACAGAUAAACAUAACUUGUAUCCACACAUCAAGUAAUAUUUUAAUAAAGGCAAACAUGCUGGUCAAACCAACCUGGCCAAAUGUGAAAAAGUAUUAAACCCUCUUGCGGUCAUUUUUUUAGCGCUCAAUGUUUAGGAAGAGCAGAUAUCACAGCCAGACAGUAGAGAAGCGGGUGGGUUGUCCCGUCAUACCAUCAGUUCCCAAAACCACACACACACCAAAAAAAAAAAACCUAGUAAAGGCACACAUAGACCGCAUACGGGGUCAAACUCUCGUGCAGUCUAGCUGGACCCUGUCUCUUAAGACCAGUAUUGAGUUAUGAAAGAGCUAUGAUUUAUUCCCUUUUUUUUUAUAAAAAGAUCUGAAAAACAAAAUCUGGAGAAAAACCUUAACAGAUAAGAAGAAAGUCACUGACGAAGCCAUAUGUAGCUGCAUUAUCCUUCCAAAAAUGACUUUUCUGAUUGUAAUAUUGCCCAAGUUGAAAGUCAAAUGAUUGUUAUUCCAUAUAUUGUCCAGUUCUAGAAAAAGAGUGUAAACUAUAUGCAACCAUGAACAUUUUGGGUAUUACAACAAAUA